This is a messenger RNA of Cylindrotheca closterium, 1701 nucleotides long. NCBI's taxonomy places the organism in Eukaryota, Bacillariophyta, Bacillariophyceae, Bacillariales, Bacillariaceae. The record is from the annotation of a GenBank genome assembly.
AUGAUGAUCUUCAAGCAAUCAUCUGGGAUCGCAUCUUGCAUCCCUGUCAUCUCACAGUUGUGGAUAUCAGCCAUGGCAUUGUCGGACGCCUUUGAAUCCUGUGCGGUGGAACCAGUGACGGAAGGCAAGGAUGGAAAAGCUACACAUAUUGUAGUAGCCUCCGCUGGUGGCUGGAAGACCACUUCUUUCUUUAUUGACUCCUCUGGACACUCGACCUUUGAUCUUCCCCUGAAUCUGUCAUUCGAUUCGAAAGAAAAAAUGGACGAAUUCUUGAAAUCGAAAUGCUUGAAUCCUGCGCCAAAAAAUCUUGUGGAGGAUGAUGAAAGCGCGAAUGCAAAGAAUGACGGGUCGUCUUCAGUUGUUGCGUCGCUUGGGUUUGAAAUCAAGAGUUUUUCAGUGGACGAGUCCAAAAAUGUUGUGGUGGAAUGUGUAAAUGUCGAAGAGUGCCUUAUAGAGGAUACCACGCUUCAGUUUGUUCUAAAGGUGACUGUACGGGCGUCCAAUCAUCAAAUCGAAUCAUUGAAUAAUAAGCAUGGAGGAGACUCUGUGAAUCAAAGUGAUUUGAGUGUUGUCACCAAUCUGGAAGUCGUGCCGGUUCUGACCAUCAAGGAGAAUGCCAGUGAAAAAGAUUCAUCACCUAUCCCUGACCCAAUGACGCUCGAAAUGGCUGCAACACCGCAAUACAUGCGAAAGGCAAAGUUGGUUUCGUCAAAGGAACUAAGACUUAGCCCCAUCAAUCUGAAUCUUUGCCUGACAAAUGCCUUUACAAUUUCCGUCAAAAGUGUUGACGGUCCUACUAUUGGUAACACCCUAAUCUCCUUGACGAUCCGUCAUUCCAAUUCGCAUCAAGAGAAAGUCACGAUAUCGAAUAUAUCAAUGCACCCCGGUCAUUCCAGAUACAAGACUAUUUCCGACAAAAGCAAGAAUCAGUCCGGGGCACAAUAUUCUGUUACAAACAUGACCCAGUCUGUGCAGUGGGGUUAUGCUCCAAAGACUCAGCUAGAUCUACCCCUCACGCUAAAUCCGCAUGAUGCGCAUGCGACGAUUCUAACUGUAGAUGCCAGUGAAGAAAUACAGGGCCGUUCGUUUAUAUCUCCAGUUUCCGUGACAGGCGUGAUUGGCUCGAGCAGCGCGGCUGAUGGCGAGUUGGGAAGUGAGCGAAAGCAUGUGGUGGUAGCUGCAGACGCAAUGUGGUCUACAGGACUCAUUGCUGUCGAACCGACGGAUGCUUUCCGAGUUGAUAUGAAUGUACAAUCAUCCAACGUCGUCUUGGGAGAACCGAUGGUUGUAUCCCUCGAUAUCUUCAAUUUGAGUCUCGAAGCGUGUGAUCUCAUGUUGCUAAUGGCAAAAGACGAAGGUAACCCAGAAGAAGAAGAGACAUCCAAGCACAAGGCUGUAAAUGCUGCCGUCAUAUCGGAAGUGGAUGGGUACAAAUUCGGAGUGUGGGGCAUCUCAGGGGAAGAUGAUGGCACGGUCAAGCUGAUUCGUGACAAUGAACUCUUGGCAAUGGACGCUGCUUUAAUGCUAGGGAAGGUUCAGGGUCAACAUUCCGUCGAAGCAAAAUUGAGAUUUGUUCCCUUGCGGGAGGGGCGACUUCGAGUUCCAAACUGGAAAUUGUACGAUAGAGCAGCAGGUACAUGGUACACCUGUCAUCACAACCUCACAAUUGUGGCUAGUGCGAAGGCAGAAGUUGGUUUUUAA